Molecule: messenger RNA, 2501 nt
Organism: Conger conger (European conger)
Lineage: Eukaryota; Metazoa; Chordata; Actinopteri; Anguilliformes; Congridae
Product: E3 ubiquitin/ISG15 ligase TRIM25-like
Exons: 7
Coding region: 68-1726 (552 amino acids)
Molecular function (GO): zinc ion binding; protein binding
Source: RefSeq, a predicted model, not a curated record
CCAGAGAGGAUUUCUUACAGUUUUCAGAGAAACAGAAACUCAACUCUCUGUCCGUGUGAGAGGCAGAAUGGCUGAAGCCAGUGUCUCAGUGGAUCAAGACCAGUUCAGCUGUUCGAUCUGUCUGGAUCUACUGAAGAAUCCAGCGACUAUUCCCUGUGGACACAGUUACUGUUUGGGCUGUAUUAAGGGCUGCUGGGAUCAGGAUAAUCAUACUGGUGUCUUCAGCUGUCCCCAGUGCAGAGAGACUUUCUUCCCAAGGCCUGUUUUAAGAAAAAACACCAUACUGGCUGACGUGGUGGAGAAACUGAAGAAGACAGGAUUCCAAGCUGCUCCUCCUGCUCACUGCUAUGCUGGACCUGGAGAUAGGGUGUGCAAUGUCUGCGCUGGGAGAAAGCGCAAAGCCGUUAAAUCCUGUCUGAUGUGUCUGGCCUCUUACUGUGAAACUCACCUCCAGCCUCACUAUGAAUCUCCUGCCUUUAAGAAGCACAAACUGGUCAAAGCCACUGGAAACCUGCAGGAGAAGAUCUGUUCUCAUCAUGACAGACUGCUGGAAGUUUACUGUCGUUCCGAUCAGCAGUGUAUCUGUCUGCUGUGUACGAUGGAUGAACACAGAGGCUGUGAUACAGUCUCAGCUGCAGCAGAAUGGACAGAGAAACAGAAGCAGCUGGGGGAAACACAGAGUAAGUUCCAGCAGAGAAUCCAGGAGAGAGAGAAGGAGCUGCAGGAUCUGAGGCAGGCCGUGCAGUCAGUCAAGCGCUCUGCACAGGCUGCAGUGGACGACAAUGAGAGGAUCUUUACUGAGAUGAUCCGCUCCAUUGAGAGAAGGUGCUCUGAGGUGAAACAGCUGAUCAGAGAUCAGGAGAAGGCUGAAGUGAGUCGGGCUGAAGGACUCCUGGAGCAACUGGAGCAGGAGAUUGCUGAGCUGAGGAGGAGAGAUGCUGAGCUGGAGCAGCUUUCACACACAGAGGACCACAUCCAUUUCCUCCAGAGCUGUCCGUCUCUCUGUGUACCUCCUGGACCUGGAGAAUUACCCAGCAUCACUGUCAGUCCACAUGUGUCUUUUGAGGCUGUGAGGAAAUCUGUCUCUGAACUGAAGGAGCGACUGGAGGACAUCUGCAAGGGGGAACUGGUCAAAAUUCCUCCACCAGUGAAAAACAUCCCUACUGUAGAGCCCAGGACCAGAGAGGAUUUCUUACAGUAUUCCUGUCAGCUCAAACUGGACCCCAACACAGCGUAUAAAAACCUGCGUCUGUCUGAGGGUAACAGAGUGGUGACCCAUGUGAGAGAGAUCCAGUCAUAUCCUGAUCAUCCAGAGAGAUUUAAUGGCGUGACACAAGUCUUGUGUAGAGAGGGUCUGUCUGGACGCUGUUACUGGGAGGCUGAGUGGAGUGGGAAUAGGGUUUGUAUAGCCGUGUCAUAUAAACACAUCAGCAGGAAAGAACGAAGGGGUCAUCAGUGUGCUCUGGGAAAUAAUAACCUGUCCUGGGGUUUGUACCCCGCUGGCUCCAGUUACAUUUUCAGGCACAAUAAUGUCAGCAUUGAAAUCCCUGUUCCCUCCUCCUCCAGAAUAGGAGUGUACCUGGAUCACAGGGCAGGAACUCUGUCCUUCUACAGCGUCUCUGACACAAUGACCCUCCUGCACAGAGUCCAGACCACAUUCACUGAGCCCCUCUAUCCUGGGUUCUGGGUUUAUUUAGAUAAUUUUGUAAAACUGUGUGAUCUUUGAUGAGACCAGCUGUAACCAGAGUGAGAGAAACACUGCAGGGGGAAAGAGAGGAGAAGUAAAUACGUCAUAAAAGAUUUAGGGUCUGAUGAGGUGCACACCUCUACACCUCUACCACACUGGGGUCAGAGGAGCACAUUUUACACAGUUCUACACCUCUACCACACUGGGGUCAGAGGAGCACAUUUUACACAGUUCUGAGCAAAAUUGUAAAUUGGGAAAUUGUAUAUUAUGGGGAUUAUAAUAUGAUUAAAUAGUGAAAAACAGGUGGAACAUCUUUUUCUGUCAAAAGGAUUACCUGCACAGUCCGUUUAAUAAAAAUGUGAGCUGAAUUCUGAACACUCAUUAACCCAGUGGACUGCAAGAGGCCUUCAAUUCAGUCCUCCAUCCUGACAUGGAGAAAAAGAUCAAAAUAAUGGAUCAGAAACUGAACAGAGAUAAAGCUGGAAUAAGACAAGAAAUAUGUGGGUGUGGAAAAUGGUAUUAUCUGCUUUUAUUUCUGCUUCUUCCACACAAGACUUAUAAUGCUUUGUAAUAAUCACACUGUUGACAGAAAGUCAUUCUGUAGUUUAUGUUCACGUGUCUUUGUACCAAUGUGGGGUUGGCAGGCCUGAAUGGGAGGGGUUAUUGUCUUUACUGUAAGAAGCUGAUUUCAGUACAAAAUGGAAGUGCCUUUAGAUUUAUCAUUACAAUUCCAAAAACAUGUAUCCUAUAUAUUUUUUGAGCAAGUUAUUUCUGAUUCUAUAUAAAAAUCUUCAAUAAAAACUGAAUUCACUAA